AUGCUCCCGAACAGCGAGAAGGGCGGAGGGAUCCUGCCUUCCACCGCCGCACCCAAGGCCGAUGCGCCGCCACCGAACCCGCCUACGCGCCUCGAGCGCGUAAAAGCCAACUUGCGCGCACAGAGCAGGAACAAGUUCUGGCUCGCCGUGUUGGCAUACGCCGUCUUCCGCCUCUUCUACUACUCGUACACCGACGUGUUUAUUGGGUUCUACGCUUCCAAGGAGCCGUUGUGUCCUCAAGCGGACGUUGUCAUCCCCGAGCGGGCUUCUGAGCUAUGGAAGGCGUUGAACGACAAGAUAAGCACGCCCGACUUCAAGACAAGCGCGAUUGACUGGCUCGCAGGGGCCGUCCGUGUGCCGACUGAAUCUUUUGAUAACAUGGAUCCUGUCGGUGUCGAUCCUCGGUGGGACGCGUUCGGUCCUUUCCACGACUACCUUCUGGGCGCUUUCCCUCUCGUCCACAAAAAUCUCAAGCUGACCAAAGUCAACACCUACGGCCUCCACUACGAAUGGACGGGAACAGACGCGUCGCUCAAGCCGCUGCUCCUCGCAGCCCACCAGGACGUCGUCCCCGUCGAUCCAACCACUGUCGAUCAAUGGGUGCACCCACCGUACUCUGGUCACUUUGACGGCAGUCGAGUAUGGGGCAGGGGUAGCCUGGACGACAAGAGCGGUCUGAUUGGUAUCCUCUCUGCGGCAGAGACGCUGCUCGCAGCUGACUUCCAGCCAACAAGGACCGUCGUUCUUUCCUUUGGAUUUGACGAGGAGGCUGGCGGAUUCAAAGGCGCCGGGUCUCUUGCGCCGCACCUCGAGCGCGUCUACGGCGAGAACGGCUUUGCCAUGGUCGUUGACGAAGGAUCAGAAUUUUAUGAGCAGUUCGGGACUGUGAUUGCCACUCCUGGUAUUGCGGAGAAAGGGUUCAUCAACGUCCUGGUCGAAGUCACUGCCCCUGGUGGCCACUCGAGUGUGCCUCCAGCUCAUACGAGUAUCGGGAUUCUCUCUGCUCUCCUUGUGCAUUAUGAACAACACCCUUACAAAGUCAAGAUUGGAAGGAAAGAGCCCAUCUAUGAAACCCUCCGAUGCAUUGCCGAGCACGGAAAGUCGGUUCCAUCUAAAUUCCGCGAUACCAUCAAGAAGUCCGCCCAUUCUCCCAAAGCGCUUCAUGCUCUACAGUCUUAUGUUCGGGAGGACAUACUCCUCAGCAGCCUCGUCGGCACUACCCAAGCAAUCGACGUGAUCCAGGGUGGGGUCAAGUCCAAUGCCUUGCCCGAGAAAGCAUGGGCCAUCGUCAACCACCGCAUCGCUGUCACGAGCUCCGUCGACGAGAUCAAGGCACACGACACGGUUCUCCUCAAAUCUCUCGCCCACAAGUUCAACUUGUCCUACAGCGCUUUCGGCAGCCAGAUUUCAGAGGAAGGUGUCUCAGCCAAAGGCGCUCUCACAUUAGCGGACGCCUUCAAUGGAAGUCUUGAGCCAGCUCCGGUCACCCCAACGGGUAAGGACGCUGCUCCGUUCCAGCUCCUUUCUGGGACGAUCAAGGCCACGUAUAAUGCGCAUAGGUCCAUCAGCGAUGGCGAAUCGAUUAUCGUCGCCCCGAGCAUAAUGACCGGAAAUACUGACACUCGGUUCUACUGGAGGCUGUCUCCGCAUAUUUUCCGCUACAACCACUUCAACGCUGUGGGCAGAGAGGACCCUCUGGGUGGCAUCCAUACUGUCAAUGAAUUCACUGAAAUUGACGCCUUCUUGGAAGUGAUCCGUUUCUUUACUACCCUCAUUCUGAACGCAGACGAAUCGAAAUCUCUCUAG
Molecule: messenger RNA, 1806 nt
Organism: Cyclocybe aegerita
Lineage: Eukaryota; Fungi; Basidiomycota; Agaricomycetes; Agaricales; Hemipholiotaceae
Source: the annotation of a GenBank genome assembly